CUCCUGCUCCACUCACUCCCUUUGUUGUUACCAGAAGCCACACGUAUUGCACCCAUCUCGUGGCUGGUGACAGACUCUAUGCUGCUUGGAACAAUAACCCGACCAAGGCAGCAAAGGGGCAAUCAGUGCAGAGCAGGAGGAAGGGAGGGGCAAACACAUACAGGACUGGGAAGGUACUCUUUACUCCUGGUACAGUGCUGAAGAUGGGUGGCUCGCAUCCCGUUGUUCAUCAUUAGGAGCCAGUGAGGUUCUGGGGGGAGGUGUGCGUGCAGCUGCGGGUGGUAGCAUUACACACUGACCUAUAUGUAUGCUGGUGACAGCUACUACUGCUGCUGCUAGUCACUGGGCAUCACUCUCCCAUUGCUGGCUAUGCUAUCACAAGGGUGAGCGAGACAUAGCACCAGCAGGAGUGACAGAAAGGCUGCUGUCUGCAGGGAAUGCAUAAUAUCUGCUCCUCUGUGCCGGAGAAUCGGGGGAAGGGUCUGGCGUGUGCUCCCUGUGGCUAUUGAUGCUCCCGGCCUGCCGCAGCAAGCUAGCACUCUUCUCGCCCGGGCAGCAUCAUCUGACAGCAGCAGCAUCCUGCUUCUCAGUCAUGGAAGGAUUGCAUCCUGCCUCCAGGCUGCUGGGAUCUCUCUGGUCCACGUCCUCAGUGUUUGUCUUCUUCCUAGCCCUCUCCGGCGUCCAGGCGUCCAACCAGCUGCCCAGCGAGUGCCAAAAUGGGAAAGGCAAAGGCAUUAAUUGCUCAGAGCUCAACAUGAGAGAGUCUGAAGUACGAAGAGUGUGUGAUGAAUCAACAUGUAAAUAUGGAGGUGUGUGCAUAGAAGAGGGUGAUGCUCUGAAAUGUGCCUGCCAGUUUCAGUGCCACACUAACUAUGUGCCAGUUUGUGGAUCAAAUGGAGACACAUAUCAAAAUGAAUGCUUCCUGCGGAGAUCUGCCUGCAAACAACAGAAAGAUUUAAAUGUGGUGACAAAAGGUCCCUGCUUUUCUGAUAUUGCAUCUGGAUCGGGUGAAGGCGAAUAUGAAGGAUCUGGGACUGAAGUUCAUAGGAAACACCCCAAGUGUGGAGCUUGCAAAUAUGGUGCUGAGUGUGAUGAAGAUGCAGAAGAUGUAGGGUGCGUGUGUAAUAUAGACUGCAGUGGCCAUAAUUUUAACCCAGUCUGCGCCUCAGAUGGAAGCUCCUAUUCCAAUCCAUGUAUGGUACGAGAGGCGUCGUGUCUCAAGCAAGAGCAAAUCGAUGUGAAGCACCUGGGGAGCUGUACAGCAACAGAUGACACCAGUGUGGUUGGGAAGAAAGACGACGGAUUACAGUACCGCCCAGAGGUGAAAGAUUCCAGUGAUCAGAGAGAAGAUGACUACAUGGGUAAUUACAUGCCUUGCUCAGAAAACUACAUUGGAUAUUGUGUGCAUGGGACAUGCGAAUUAAGCUAUUCAACUCAGAAAGCAUUGUGCCGGUGUGACUCAGGAUACACAGGUCAAUACUGCGAUAAGACUGAUUUCAACAUUCUGUAUGUAGUUCCGAGCAGACAGAAACUUACGCAUGUCCUCAUAGCAGCCAUCAUUGGAGCUGUGCAGAUCGCCAUAAUAGUUGCUAUUGUCAUGUGUAUAACACGGAAAUGUCCGAAAAACAACAGAGGUCGUCGACAGAAGCAAAACCUUGGACACUUCACUUCAGAUGCUUCUUCCCGGAUGGUGUAGCCUCAGUAUUUUUUCCCCCUUGUUUAUUUUUUAUACUUACAUUGACCAUGUGAUGUACAUUUUUAUUAUAUCUUUUUUUAAAGAAUGGAAAUAUUUAUUUCAGAGGCCUUAUUUUUGGACAUUUUAUAGUUUUGCUUUGUUGGUUGUCUGUUGUAUUUGCAAAGCAUUCGCUCUGGCAGCAAUGGACUGAUACAGCUUUCAUUAUUUGUAUUAUUUGCUUUUUUUUUAUAUUCCUUUCCUGGAAACAUAGUCCACCAUUUUUUUGUAUCUGCCUUCGCAUGGUUGUACAUUAUCCAUAUUUCACUCUUCAAGCAUCCCAGUUUUUAAAAUUUUGGGGUCCAGCCACAGAAUUUGCAAAGAUUUGUUAACUGAGGGCAAGGCUACGUUUAGAACUUUUUUGAUGUUAAUAAAGUAUUAUAAAGAUGAAUUUGUGUGCCAAGCUGUCUCAGCCAGCAUGGAAUGAUUUACACUUUAUAACCUGGUUAUGAAACUGCAGUCAUCAUAACAGUAUAUGGCAUAGACUGUAACUCAAUCUAAACCGCAAAUGUAAACAAAAUGGUGGAUGAACCGUUCACUACAUCCCCACAAUUGGUUGCUCCUAUGGAACAAAGGCUCAAGCCUCCUGUGGUUGUAGAUGAUGAACACACAUCAAAAAUGUAAUAAACCCCAGGCACGAGCUAAAGGUAACAAUGUUUACAAUUUUACUUUUUUUUGUAACCAAACUUCGUAGAAAGACACUGUGUUUAAAUAGACAUUUAAAUGUUUUAUAGAACCUAGUUAUGGAUUUUUUUUUAAGACACUGGCUAUCGCAUGACAUGUGAAUUGUAAUCUGUGAGUAGUGGUAACAUGUUAAAUAUGUUCUAUGGUUUUUAACCUUGACAUUUAUUAUCCAUUGGGCCUGUUACCCAGGGGCAAGGGAAUGUAGUAGAGGCAUUGUUCUGUGGUGUCAUUAUCUGUAAAUGUUUUGUAUAUCUUUUAUUCAUUUUUAGUUGAUUGUGUUUGUGAUUAUCUGUAUUUUAUACACAAUUGCUGAAAAAACCCACGUGAUUUAGGCACCAAAUAAAGACACCACAAAAACAAUAGCCAUUACUCCCAUGCCACAAUGGACCCUUGAUAAAGAGAUCCCUCUUUUUUUUAAUACAAAUGUAACAUUUAAUAAUUCUGGGAGAAAAUGUUUCCUUGGCUCUGACAUUAAAGUUCGCACAAUACUUUUGUUACAUUUAGAUAAAUGUUAAAAUUCAUGUAAAAUAAAAUUUGGAACUGUUGAUCAGCAUACUUAAGUUUAUUUGAACACCAUUAUAAAAAUAAAAGGCUGCUUUAAUAAAAA
This is a messenger RNA of Pseudophryne corroboree (corroboree frog), 3023 nucleotides long. RefSeq names its product transmembrane protein with EGF like and two follistatin like domains 1 (gene TMEFF1). Gene Ontology annotation, molecular function: protein binding. Gene Ontology annotation, cellular component: plasma membrane. The record is from RefSeq and is a predicted model, not a curated record. NCBI's taxonomy places the organism in Eukaryota, Metazoa, Chordata, Amphibia, Anura, Myobatrachidae. The coding region runs from base 509 to 1696 and encodes 395 amino acids. The transcript is spliced from 10 exons.